Molecule: messenger RNA, 3853 nt
Organism: Vitis vinifera (wine grape)
Lineage: Eukaryota; Viridiplantae; Streptophyta; Magnoliopsida; Vitales; Vitaceae
Exons: 10
Coding region: 60-3284 (1074 amino acids)
Source: RefSeq, a predicted model, not a curated record
CCAAGCACCACCCACAAAAACGAUACGUCAGAGAGAGGAACACCUUCAGGGCUUCAACCAUGGCGGCGAUUUCAUCCGUCCACGACGGCGACGAGGGUUUUGGGGAUUUCAAAUUCGCCUCCUUCCCAAAUCCGACCGUCCAUUUCAAUCAGAUUAACGGCACAGAUUUCACCGACGAUGAAUGGGGCGAUUUCGUCGUACAUCCACUCUCCAAUGUACUCUCCCACAUUCAAUCAUCGUCCAACCCCUCCCAAACCGCAAAGCCCUUCGACCCUUUUGGUUUCUUCCCCAACGAUUCAGCGAAGCCCUCCGAAUCGGUGGUGAGCUGCGUGGACUCAGUGCCGACUCGAUCUGAAUCCGAGAAGAAACAGUGGGUUAAGCCUCAAGGUGCCUUGCCGUUAUCGAUCUUUGGGGAGGAGGAGGAGGAGAAGGAAGAGAAGGAAUCUGAUUCCUCCGAGCCCGCGCAGACUUUCGAUCACAAACGAGUCGAUUCUGCGAAGCACGGACCGAAGGUGGAUCCGGUUGUUGGGAUUAAUGAUAUUCUUUCAAAUUUGUACAGUCAGAAUCAGCAGAUCAAGGGUGAAAAUGGGUCGCCUGCGGUCUCUAAUGGGCGGAAUUUGAACUCAAAUUCGGAUUCAAAUACGUUGCAUGCGGAUUUGGUUGAUGGGGAUGAUGGUUUUGAUGAUGAUGAUGGAUGGGAAUUCAAGGGUGCCGUCUCUGAAAAUUCUAAGGUACAAGUGGGUUCAGGAUUAUUAGGACUGGAAGUUGAGACAACAGUAAAGCAAGAAAUGCAGGAAAAUCCUGGUGGAGGCAAAUACACAUCUGGAUUUUGCAAUGCUUUGGAUGGUUCUAGAGAUUUCUUUGCUGCACCAAAUGGGCUUUGGCAAGAAAGUUCUAAUGGAGCCAAACGCAUGUCUGGUUUUCACAAUGCUCCUGAUAGCUCGGGUGAUUUCUGUGCUGCUUCAAAUGGGCUUUGGCAGGAAAAUUCUGAGGGAGCCAAAUAUGCAUCUGGGUUUCACCAUGCUCCUCAUAAUUCUAGUAGUUUCUUUGAUGCAUCAAAUGUGCUUUGGCAGGAAUCUGAGGGAACCAAAAACACAUCUGGGUUUCACAAUGCUCCUGAUAAUUCUAGUGGUUUCUUUGAUGCUUCAAAUGGGCUUUGGCAAGAAUCUAGGGGAUCUGGGUUUCACAUUGCCUCUGGUAAUUCUAGGGAUUUGUUUGAUGCAUCAAAAGGGCUUUGGCAGGAACCUGAGGGAGCCAAACACGUAAGUGGGUCUCACAAUGGUCCAGAUAGUUCUAGUGAUUUCUUUGAUGCAUCAAAUGAGCUUUGGCAGGAAAAUCCUGAGGCAUCAAAACAAGUAUCUGGGCUUCACAAUGCUCCAGAUAAUUCUGGUGUUUUAUUUGCUGCAUCGACUGAACUUUGGCAGGAAAAUUCUGGAGGAGAAAAUUACACAUCUGGGUUUAUCAAUGCUCCAGAUAGUUCAACUGAUUUUUUUUCCAUGUCAAAUGGGCUUUGGCAGGAAAAUGCUGAGGGAACCAAAGCCUCAUCUGGGUUUCACAAUGCUACAAAUAGUUCUACUGAUCCUUUUGCUGUGUCAAAUGGGCUUUCUUAUGAACCUAGCAAAUUGGAUAUUGGAUUUGAUUUCAAACCAACUCUUGCACAAAAUGAUACCAUUGCAGAUUCAAACUCUACAGGCAAGCUGAUUGAUAGUGAGAAUGUGUUGAAGCCUUAUCUGGGAGAUGAAAAUGUUGAUCCUGAUGAAAAUUUUGGGGAAUUUAAGGAUGCGUUUUCUGAAACCGAGUUGAAGUAUGAGGAAGAGCAAAAGCUUGCUGGCAUUUCUCAUCCUGGGGUUCAAGUUCCCAAGUUUGAUGGUGGAAUCCAGGAAAAUGAGGGAAAGCCAGUGAAUCAUAAAGGAGCUCUGCCCCUGUCUAUGUUUAGCUAUGGAGAACUGGAAACUGAUGACUCUUUGAAUCAUCAAGAUUUUUUGGCUUACAAGCCCAACUCCAAUCCAAGAAAUGACACAACCCUUCAGGCUUCUAAUAUAUCUAUUAAUGAUCUUAUAUCAAGUUUAUACAACCAAUCUGAGCCAAGCACAUCUGUUGAUUCUGCCCAAAAACCAAGUGAAAAUGGGUUUAGUUUUGCUGAAACAGUGCUGGAUUCUGAUUUAGUUAAUGGUAGCGAUGAUUUUGAUGAUGAUUCCUGGGAAUUUAAGGAUGCCUUUUCAGGAGCCAAAGCUGAAGAUAUGACUUCUGCUCAUGGUGUUGAUAAUGCACAUCAAAACUUUUCUACCAAAGUAGAGCUAAAGGAUUAUGUCGACUUCUAUUUGAAAUUGAAAGAGGAGUCAUGCUUUGUUGCACUCUGCCAUCUUGACAGUCUUAAGAAAGCUAAAACUGAUGCUGCCCUGUCUGGUGAAGAUGUGAAAGCAGUGGCUCUUGACGAGGAGAUCAAGGAAGCCUGCAAGGAAUUGUCCCAAGAGAAUAUGCUCCCCAAAGAAGUCAAUCCUGAGAAUGGUCCACCAAGAAAUAUUUGCCUUGAUGGAUUUCUUGAAGAUCUGUGUGGACCAAAGUUUCAAGUGCUUGAGUCUGAAUAUCACUUAUCAAGAAGACUAUCAUUGGCAGAGAAGGAUUUGAGGUCAGCAGUUGAACUCUUUAAACAUGCUACAUCAAUACUAAAGAUUCUCAUGUUGAGAUCAAUGGACGAGGUGACCAACUAUGUUUCCACAUGGUCUAGAAUGAUCUCUGUUUGUGCUCAAGAGUUGAAACAGGGUGCCUUUAUUUGGAAGCAAUCAUUGCAGAAGAAUGUUCACAAUCAAAUACUAUUUGAACCUCAAGGCCAGAAGUUUAUUCUUGCCCUUGGAGAGAUUUACAGAGUAGUCAAAGUUCUUGGUGCCUCGGCCAGACUUUUCAAGCUAUGGGUAUUGUUAAGUUCUGCAAAAGUUGACAUCUUUGUUCUUUUGGAGGAAUGUUCUACCAUAUGGUCAAGUUCAGGACUUGAAGACGCUCUCCACUGUAUAUGUGAUCCAGUUGGUUUUGAAUAUGAUGCGACUGUCCAGGCAUUACUGGCAUCCAUCAAACAUGUUCAUGAUCUUGAUGUGCUCCCUCUUCAAAACCACAUCUUUGCUCAACAAAAACCUAUUUGUCAGCUGUCAUUACUAACACCAGAAAUGGUGCCUGGUAUGAAAAUGGUGGCUUGGAAUGGGAAUCACUACUUUCUGACACUAGCUAAUUUGUGGGCAAAUCUGAUUAGUUCUGAUCCUCCUAAGUUGCCAGACCUACAAACUGGGUGAGGGGAAGAAUCAUGCAGAAAAGUUUGGGAAGUACACACCUUUAUAAGCUCCUCAGCGAAAUCAUGGAAAAUGUUGGGAAGGUUUUGUUUAGAAACUGUGUGGCUGAGAUUACAACACAAUCCGAUUCUUUUCCUCAAGCACAAGUCCUGUACAGGCAUUCAUCAAGGUUUCAAAACUGGAAGGUUCAGUCAUGGGAUGGGCAAGACCACAGAACGACAAUUACAAACCCAGAUGGCCAUGCUGCAGCUCGGCUCUUUCAGGCAAUGCAUCCAAUUCAAUCCUUGUUUCUUCGUUUCGCAUUCUUUCUGUGGGAGGUGUAGCAUAGCAUGGUGUGAAUGAAUGUACAGGUGUUUUAUUAUCGUCUGAAUUUAGUCUUGUAUGAUGAUUUGGAGCUGGGUGAUUUGAUAUAAGCACCCAUUUUAUACAUAGAACAGAACUAUGAAAGAACAGAGGACAUUCAAUCCAGACCCUCUCCCCCCCACCCCUCCCCCUUGGCCCUUUUUCUGUUAUUGGCUUUGCAUAUUCAGAGUUACAAAGAGAAUAAUGAGAAAGAUUUUUUGGUUUGUUAA